Molecule: messenger RNA, 1815 nt
Organism: Ilex paraguariensis (yerba mate)
Lineage: Eukaryota; Viridiplantae; Streptophyta; Magnoliopsida; Aquifoliales; Aquifoliaceae
Source: the annotation of a GenBank genome assembly
AUGCCUGAUUGUCAGAUGAACGAUAAUGAAAUCCGGAGAGGUGUACGGGAUGCUGUGGCUGAUAAUGACGUGAUGUUGAUUGAUACAAUGGUAGAAAAGGAACAACCAGUGCCUCACCUCCCUGAGGACGCUGGAGUUGCAAAGCAGGAGUCACCUCUCUGUGAGGGUGAUCAAAACCCUGUUGUAAUCCCAAGAUCGCAUCCAGUAGACCAUGGCCACCCCGAUGUCGAGGACCUUCAACAGCAUAAUGACAGUGGUCACUCACCCAGGGAAAAUAUUUUUGUUGAACCUCCUGGCACUGUUCAUGCUGACACCACAGCUGAUGCCAAUACCAACGAGCCACAUGACAAUAGUGGUAAACCUGAUGUCGCAAAUCUGGAUCCUCAGAAUCAGCUGGAUUCUGCCAAACCCAACAAGAGUUCAUUGGAAACGAAAGGAGAAGAAAUGAAGGUAGUGGAAUCAGAUAAUGGGACUACUGGAAUGGAGGUUCCUGUGGAAAAUGAAACUAGUAAGGAGAAAUCAAACAUAGGGGUGAAAGUGAUGGAGUUACCUUCAAACAAUGAAAUAAAGGAGGAAAAAUUUAACAAUGGGGUGACAAGGUUGGAGUUGCUACAGGAGAAUGAAAAGGAGAAGGAAUUGGAGAACGGGAUGACAGGGAUAAACGAGGUACCAGGCGCUGAAGCGGAGGAGGAAUCACGGAAACCAGAGUUGGAUGUAGGAUGUGAGAUUGAUGUGAAAACCCCCAGCAAGUCCUUUCUUUUGGAUUCAAAUGCUAUCGGGGUUGAUGAAUCGGGAACAGAGGAGGAGCAAGCUGCAUUCAUGAAGGAAGUGGAAAUUUUCCACAAAGAGCGUUUCUUAGAAUUCAAGCCCCCAAGGUUCUAUGGAGAGCCAUUAAAUUGCCUCAAGUUAUGGAGAGCGGUGAUCAGACUUGGUGGAUACGAACAGGUUAGUCAAGGAUUUCAUUUUCCCAACAUUCUCAUUGUUAUUCAUUUUUUUUUCAUGUGCAUCACCUUUUAUUGCCGUUUGGGAAGAACAUUUGGUUUAAUCCUAGUAUCAGAAGACGUGUGGCAAAAAUUCUCAAAAGAUGAUACCAAAUCUGGUUUUUGGGCUGCUAAUGAUUAUAGCUUUAAAGGCUGUCUAUGGUUUGCUUUUGUGGCUAAAGUGUUCGUAAAAAUAUGGUCUCUUAAGGUUUAUUUAGGUGAGGCAAAGGUGACUUCUUGCAAGUUGUGGCGGCAAGUGGGAGAAUCAUUCAAACCCCCUAAGUAGGAGUAACUUCUCUUUCAACUUUGGAGUCUCAGUAAUUUUUAUGACUUGAAAAGGAGGAACAGUUUUUUUAAUUAAUCAAUCUGUAGGCUCUAUUGGCUGGUUCAUUUAAUAUGCUCUCCUAAUAAGAUUUUUCACGCACUAGUUGCCAUUGGAAUUGAGUUACAAAAAAAUAAGUGAAUAUCAUGUUUCAUGUGGUCGGAGUUCUUAUAGCAUCCAACCCAAAACUAAUUGUCAAUAGGUGGAGUGAUCCCUCAAGUAUAUAAACCAAACUUGGUGGUACUAAUUAUUCGAUGUGGGAUACAAGCUCUCUUAACUCCCUCUCUCACGUGGGAUUGGGCAUGCACGUGGGGUCAAAAAUGAAACAAACAACCAUCCAUACCGGGAUUUAAAUGGAAAAGAGCCUUGAUCCAUUGACCACCCAAGGCGGAGCUUUGAUAGCAUGUUAGAGUAUCCAAACCAAAACUAAUUGUCAAUAGGUGGAGUGAUCCCUCAAGUAUAUAAACCAAACUUGGUGGUCCUAAUUAUUCGAUGUGAGAUAUAAGUUCUCUU